UAUAUAUAUAUAUAUAUAUAUGCUAAUCUUAUAAAUAUAAUAUUGGUUUAUUUAUAUACGUAUAUAAAUAUAUUCAUAUUCAUUGUAUAUAUAGAUAUUAGUAUAACACAAGUUUCUAUACAGGAUAUAUAUAUAUAUACAUAUACUUCUAUAUAUACUGUGUAUAUCCUAUAUAAAUUGUGUGCUCUGGAUGUAUUAGAUUUGUAAAAUAAAUAUAUACUUACAGUGUUAACAGUAUUAUGAUAGGCUAUGUAUUACGUGUGCGGAUGUAGUAUAAUAUACUACAUAUAACUACAAUUUUCGAUUUGCUGCUCGUUGAUGCAAUCAUAGAGUAGUAAAUCCCUUAGGGAACGGCAAAAGGAAAUUGUCUUGCUCUUAAAUAGCAAAUUGCAAGGAAACUGUAUCUACAAGAUUUUUGCCCAUCAAGUUUUUAUCCACAAUUCUACAAACGUUUUAUUUCACGAUUGAUUAUCACUAUCUUCAGUUUUUGUAUAUACAGGCACCUGCUAUCGAUAAGAGAAUGAUGUGAUUGAUAUGGAGACGUCAACGGCCGCUAAUAAUACUACGGCGGAAGCGGCGUCGAAUGACGGAAAUCAACUAUUGCGUCCCUUAUGGGCGUCCGUCCUGCUGAUUAUCGUUUUAGGCAUCAUCAUUCUCCUUACGGUUCUCGGUAAUCUGCUCGUUUGCGUCACCGUCGUCACGCAACGCCGUCUUCACACGGCAACAAACCUAUUUGUAUUCUCUCUAGCCGCAACAGACCUUAUGCUCGGAUUACUAGUUCUUCCUUUUUCUAGUUUAACGACAAUCUGGGCUAAAUGGCCUCUUGGAAGUGUUUUUUGCAAUAUAUAUAUUUCCAACGAUGUCUGGUUGUGUACCAUCUCAAUACUUAACCUCUUUGCAAUAUCUCUCGACCGUCACUUGGCCGUCACUAGGCCUUUUCGCUACGAGUUUUUAGUAACAAAGAGACGAGUUUAUAUUUGCAUAGCCAGUAUUUGGUUGUCGUCACUUCUUCUUGCUUAUGUACCUAUUCACGUAGGAUGGAAUACGGAGAACGGCUGUGUCCAAAAUGUAAAAAAUCCUGAAAAUUGUAUCUUCGAGCUGGGUAACAAAACCUACGCCAUGUUUAUUAGUAUUGGUACUUAUUUUGUUCCUCUCAUCAUCAUGUGUGCAGUUUAUGCGAGAGUCUAUUCCAUUGCCAAAUCACAAGUGAAACAAAUUAAUUCAGUUGUUAAAAAUGGAAAUACAUCAACAAUUAAAAAGAAAAAAAAAUUAUUCCUUCGCUUUGGACAAAGUCGAAAAAGAAGCGUUAAACGCGACAGCCAGAGAGGAGCUGUCUCAGAUAGAAAGGCCACAAUAACUCUGGGAUGCGUAGUGGUAGCUUUUGUAGUCUGCUGGGUGCCCUAUUUUCUUCUUUUCUCUGUCAAACCGUGGUUACGAAAUAAAGUGAACAUGGAUUUGGAUUUGUUCUGUUUAUGGCUGGGAUAUGUAAACAGCACACUGAAUCCAUUCCUCUAUGCCUUCUACAACACGACAUUCAGAACAGCCUUCCGAAGAGUGCUUUGCGGUAAAAUAAGGUUUUUCGGAGACGAUCGCUUAGAAGCCUACUGCAGAACACCACCUCCUCCACCCCCUCCACCUAUAGCCUCCUGCAGCGCCGACGAAAGCGAAAUGACCAUGCUCAAACCUCCUUACUCUUAUAAUAAUUAA
Dimorphilus gyrociliatus is the source of this 1707-nucleotide messenger RNA. The record is from the annotation of a GenBank genome assembly. NCBI's taxonomy places the organism in Eukaryota, Metazoa, Annelida, Polychaeta, Dinophilidae.